This is a messenger RNA of Amaranthus tricolor (Joseph's coat), 1294 nucleotides long. RefSeq names its product serine/arginine-rich splicing factor RS2Z32-like. Lineage: Eukaryota; Viridiplantae; Streptophyta; Magnoliopsida; Caryophyllales; Amaranthaceae. The coding region runs from base 385 to 1185 and encodes 266 amino acids. Gene Ontology annotation, molecular function: zinc ion binding; mRNA binding. The record is from RefSeq and is a predicted model, not a curated record. The transcript has 6 exons. Gene Ontology annotation, cellular component: nuclear speck. Gene Ontology annotation, biological process: mRNA splicing, via spliceosome.
AGAGAAAAUGCCUCGUUACGGAGAUCGUGGAGAUCGUGGAGACCGUCAUGGCAGUGGUACUCGUCUCUAUGUUGGGCACCUUUCUUCGCGUACCAGAACUCAUGACUUGGAUGAUAUUUUUAGCCGAUAUGGAAGGUUUCUAGGCUUUUGCCUAGCCUGGAGGUCUGGUGGGAUGGUUGCCCUUGAUGGAAUUGGUGCCUAUUCUUGCAAUGUAUAGGAGACUUUGGCGAUUCUUUAUAAUUUAUGCGUGUUUUUAUGGAAUUGGAAACUCUCAAAAUGGUGUUUAGUUCAUCUGUGAGGGGCGAGGUAUCAAUCCUUUGGUAGUUUUGUCCUGAUGGCCUUAAUGUUUAUGGCAACCGUUUACGCAGAGUACGUGACGUGGACAUGAAGCGCGAUUAUGCCUUUGUUGAGUUUAGUGAUCCCCGUGAUGCUGAAGAUGCAAGAUAUAGUCUAAAUGGGCGUGAUGUUGGUGGUAGUCGAAUUAUUGUCGAGUUCGCAAAGGGGACACCACGUGGUCCAGGUGGUUUGCGUGACUUUGGAGGCAGAGGACCUCCUCCUGGAUCCGGGAGAUGCUUUAAUUGUGGAAUUGAUGGCCAUUGGGCUCGAGAUUGCAAAGCAGGUGACUGGAAGAACAAGUGCUACCGCUGUGGAGAGCGAGGGCACAUAGAAAGGAACUGUCAAAACAGCCCAAAGAAACUAAGACGUGGUCGAAGUUAUUCACGCUCGCCAUCUCCUCGCCGUCGUUCCCCAUCACCUCGCCGAGGUAGAAGUCGUAGCCGCAGCUUUAGCAGAAGCCGUAGCUACAGUCGGUCGAGGACUCCACCUAGAAGAGAUACUGAGAGGUCAAGGAGCCCUCGUCAAAGCAGGAGCCCUAGAAGACAAAAAGGUUCUCCUGUGGCAUCCAGGGGCAAAAAACACUCUCCAUCACCAGAUGAGAGGAGCCCAGAUGUCAGAGGUAGCCCUUCUGAUAGGGAUGAAAGACAAGCAAAUGGUUCUGAUUAUGGCGGUAGCCCUAGGUUAAGGAGCAGAAGCCCCAUGAUAGAAGGCAAAAGAGGUAGCCCUAGGAAUGAAGAUGGUCGAAGUCAGAGCCCCUACGAGGUAAACGGAAGAGACCGAAGUGUCAGCCCUGUUGCUAGAAAUGAAAAGAAUGAUGUCUAUGAGGCUUCUCCUAGAAGCAGCGGUUAACUUAAAAUACUAUAUUUUACAUUUUCUUCACUACUCAAAACUGUUUGUGCCUUCAAUUUAAAAAUUCUGCUGUUAUUGAUUUCCUGUCCUGAGUUUGUAUGCCUUUCCA